AUGGAGGCGACAUUCUCGGCCAUUACUCCAACCGAGUCGAAUGAUGGAGAUACAAUUAUGAGAUACUCACCAGUGCCAACAAUUAUACAACCAUACCCUAAUAACAGCUCCAGAAUGGAGGAGCCGAGUUCACCGGCGUCGAUAUCUCGACCUUCAUACACACCGCAGUUCUCAUCAGCUUUGUGGAUCUUGGAUCGUUUGAAGAAUACACAGGGACCUACAAGCUCAAAUUUUCCAAUUCUUGUAAAGGAUGCACCACAGACUUCAAGUGGGGAGAAGAGUGAGACGGGUGAGAAGCGGGAUUCGAGCAUGAGUGACACGCUACCAAUGCCCCUAUCACCAACCCACCCCUCAUUUGGCAGCGUUGAGAAUAUCAUGGCGGCAAACUCUCGUCUGGUGGGAUUAAAGAGAAAGCGAGAGCAACAAGUUGAGGGGGAUGAUUUCACUCAGAAUACAAUGUCACUUCCUAUACCUGCUCCACAACCCGCGGCAGUACUAGCAACAACAGCAACGCUGAGUAUCACGCCGCAAAGCAGCUACAUGAUGUGCUCCAAGUGUCAUCAAGGCUCAUCCACAUCACUCAGUCCACUCCUUUCUUGCGGCAACUGCUCUCAGUUAUGGCACCAAGGCUGUGUAUCACCGUCAAUAAUAAAAGAGGAAGAGUCACAACAAUCCUUGAAGUUUACGUGUCCAUCAUGUUUGAGUGCGACUGAAAUUGAGGCAAUGGAUCACAGCAAACAAGAAUCUCAGCACCAAAAUGAAUUAGAAAGGCGGCGCGCUAGGAAUUUGGCAACUCUCAAUGGAGAUGCCGUUCCGGCCAAAGCAGAGCACGUUGGUUUCUGGGCAGGACAGGCAUCGGAUGCGGCGUUGACGGAGUACUUUUACGGGAAAAAGAAGACAGACUUGUUGAACAUUUUAUCAUUUUGCGAUCAGCUCAGGCCGCAGUUGCUGGUCGACAUCAUGGUCUCUGUUGCCAAGAAGCAUUCGGACCUACCAAUUUUCGACUCUCCAAACUGGAACGCGGAUACACUCAGCAGUGUUAGAAUUAACAGGAUAAAACACUCGCAUCAGACUGUCCGGUCUGUUACGCGGCCGCGCCACGGACACACCAUACUAGAAUCAAGAACGAAGAACAAGCACAAGAUUUCUAAAAAGACGGUCAAGAUAGCGCCGGUCAUCCAAGUCGAAGAAUCGCCAUUGAUGGACGAUGGGGAUGCCCUCCCGCCAAUGUGGCCAAAAGCCGGCGAAGGCCUGUAUGCAAAACUUUCUCCAGAAGAUGAAGAUCGAGCAUUUCUGCUGGACGAUAAUGACGAGGAGGCAUUUAGCCAUUUCGGCGUGGACAAGUUUGGCAAGCAAAUAGCGAUUCCUGUAAGUGCCUGA
Messenger RNA from Trichoderma atroviride IMI 206040, 1380 nucleotides. RefSeq lists its product as uncharacterized. NCBI's taxonomy places the organism in Eukaryota, Fungi, Ascomycota, Sordariomycetes, Hypocreales, Hypocreaceae. The record is from RefSeq and is a predicted model, not a curated record.